AGCACAAUUCAAGAUGGGGGUGAAGAGGUAGAAGAGGGAGCUAUUUACCACGUCACCCUGAAAAGAGUGCAGAUUCAGCAGGCUGCCAACAAAGGAGCAAGAUGGCUAGGGGUUGAAGGGGACCAGUUACCUCCAGAACAUACUGUCAGCCAGUAUGAGACAUGCAAGAUAAGGACAAUAAAAGCUGGUACUUUGGAGAAACUUGUGGAGAACCUUCUGACAGCUUUCGGGGAUAACGAUUUUACCUACAUCAGUAUCUUUCUCUCAACAUACCGGGCCUUCGCUUCUACUAAGGAAGUGCUGGACCUUCUUCUUGACAGAUAUGGAAACCUGGAGACCUCAAGCUGCGGAGAAGUUGAAAGCCAGAAUUCCUCUGAAUCCCAAGGAGUACUCAAGAGUGCAAUAGCAUCAAUCUUACGAGCCUGGCUCGAUCAGUGCCCUGAGGAUUUCAGAGAGGUGCCCAACUACCCAUGUUUGCUGAAGUCGCUGGAUUACCUGAAGAGGAAUAUACCCAACUCUGACCCAGAGAGGAGGGCACAGAACCUCUUGGAGCAGUUCCAGAACCAAGAAGUGGAGAAUGAUGACGGGUUCUAUAAUACUUCCUUCUGUAACGUGUAUGAUGAAGAGGAACUGGAGAUCAGCAGUCCAGAAGAAUUCUCUUUCUUCCAAGAAGACUCUGUGGCAGAACAGUUGACGUACAUGGAUGCUGACCUCUUCAAGAAAGUCGUGCCCCACCACUGUUUGGGAUCCAUAUGGUCUCGAAGGGACAAGAAAGAAAACAAGCACCUGGUGCCUACCAUCAAAGCCACCAUCUCUCAGUUCAAUGCCGUUACCAAAUGCGUUGUCAGUACUAUCCUGAAGACCAAGGAACUCAAAACACAGCAAAGAGCCAAGAUCAUUGAGAAGUGGAUUCAUAUCGCACAGGAAUGUAGGAUGCUGAAGAAUUUUUCCUCCUUGAGGGCCAUCAUUUCAGCACUGCAGUCCAACUCCAUCUAUCGCCUGAAGAAGACCUGGAUGUGUGUUUCAAAGGACGUAAUGCUGGUGUUCGAAGAGCUCUCUGAUAUCUUCUCAGACCAUGACAAUUAUUUGGCGUGCAGGGAGCUGCUGAUGAAGGAAGGAACAUCUAAAUUUGCAAAUCUGGACAGCAGCGUGAAAGAAAACCAGAAAAGGACACAGAGGCGGCUGCAGCUUCAAAAAGAUAUGGGAGUAAUGCAAGGCACGGUACCUUACCUUGGCACCUUCCUCACCGAUCUCAUCAUGCUUGACACAGCCCUUCAGGACUAUGUCGAGGGUGGCCUGAUAAAUUUUGAAAAGAGGCGAAAGGAAUUUGAAGUAAUUGCCCAAAUUAAGCUCCUGCAAUCUUCGUGUAACAGCUAUUGCAUGAUACCAGACCAAAAAUUCAUCCGGUGGUUCAAGAGACAGCAGCAUUUAACUGAGGAAGAGAGCUACUGCCUUUCACGGGAGGUCGAAGCUGCUGCCGACAUUAGCACCACAUCGCCGAAAUCUCGGAAAAGCGUGGUGAAGAGGUUCAGCCUACUGUUUCUAGGCUCCGAGGUGAUUGCCCAUAGCACGCCCAUCAAAGAGCAACCCAAGUCUCCUCCAGGUGGGAGUUCUGGUGAGAGCACGGACUCAGCAAGUGUUUCAUCGUGUGAGCUUAAUCACUCCGAAUCUGAAGAAGUCUGCACCACUCUCAAAGAUGCUCCUGAUGAGUCUCAGAAAAAGCUCUCAGAAUCCUCAGAAUCCUCCUGUUCCUCCAUGCAUUCCACGGACACAUCUUCCUCAGGGAUGUCAUCUUUAGCCUCAUCCCCUUCCUUGCUGUUCUCCGACAGGGGCUGCUCCAUCUCCAUGACGCCCGUUACCUCAAAAGGAUUGCCUCCUGUUUAUAACCAGCAGAAGGAAGAUAAGUGCAUUAUCCGCAUCAGCGUCGAAGAUGACAAUGGCAAUAUGUACAAGAGCAUCCUGCUAACUAGCCAAGACAAAGCUCCCGCUGUCAUCCAUAGAGCGAUGCUGAAGCAUAACCUUGAGCUGGACGCAGCUGGAGAUUAUGAGCUUGUACAGGUCAUCUCUGAGGACAAAGAGCUGGUGAUCCCAAGAAACGCCAACGUGUUCUACGCCAUGAACAGCCACGUGAACUUCGAUUUCAUCCUGCGGAAAAAAGCCUCAGUCAGUGAGCAGGUGAAGAUGAGGGACCGGUGCAGCCUGACCCUCUCCAGAACCGCCAAACGUGGGUGCUGGAGCAACCGGCCCAGCAAAGUUGCACU
Messenger RNA from Apaloderma vittatum (bar-tailed trogon), 2261 nucleotides. RefSeq names its product ral guanine nucleotide dissociation stimulator-like 1 (gene RGL1). Gene Ontology annotation, biological process: positive regulation of GTPase activity; Ras protein signal transduction. Gene Ontology annotation, cellular component: plasma membrane. The annotation marks the transcript as partial. The record is from RefSeq and is a predicted model, not a curated record. The transcript is spliced from 18 exons. Gene Ontology annotation, molecular function: guanyl-nucleotide exchange factor activity. NCBI's taxonomy places the organism in Eukaryota, Metazoa, Chordata, Aves, Trogoniformes, Trogonidae.